This is a messenger RNA of Carica papaya (papaya), 1382 nucleotides long. Its product is annotated as Transducin/WD40 repeat-like superfamily protein. Gene Ontology annotation, molecular function: protein binding. Gene Ontology annotation, cellular component: nuclear pore outer ring. The record is from RefSeq and is a predicted model, not a curated record. NCBI's taxonomy places the organism in Eukaryota, Viridiplantae, Streptophyta, Magnoliopsida, Brassicales, Caricaceae.
CAUUUCUGCUAAACCCCCGGGAGCUCUAACAAUGGCGGUACCCGCGACCCAACUACAGAUCCACAGGCUCCCUCAGUCCAAGUACGUCGAUGCGGUUCGAUGGCUCCCACCGAUCUCUGCAUUUGACAGGUUUGCGGUUUUUUCCUUCUUCGAUUUUGAUUCAGAAACCUCCUCCCUCGAAAUCCUCUCUCUCGAUGCCGAUCCAUCUCCAGCGUUCACUUCCCUUUCGUCGUGGAUCCCGCCGUCGCGUGUUUCCUCACUUAAAACCAUCAGACCAUCUUCCUCCUUCAAGCCCCUCAUUGCCGCCUCCACAUUCGCGGGCUCUGUCCAUGUCUUGACGGCGAAUUUGGUUGAUGGGGCAACCGUGGAGGCGGAGGCUUCGGUGGUGCAGGGGCUAGGGUUCCACGCAGGGGCUAUAGCGGCGGUGGAUUGGAGGGAGGAUGGGAUUGAAUGCGUGACUGUUGGCGAAGAUGGGAGAGUGAAUCUGGUUAAUGUUGGUGGGGGUGGGCGUGAUGGUUUGGCAUACAGAAGGGUGUUUGAUGGGAAUGGGUUGGUGGGGUAUACGGCGGUGAAAUGGGCAUCGCCGAGUGAGUUUGUGACGGGUGGGUAUGGGUUUGGUCUGCAAUGGUGGGAUCAGAGGAAGCCUGGUGCGGCGGUUACUACCUUCAAAGGGAACUGGUCUAAGGGAAAAAUUUCUGGAAUAGUACACUCCGUCGAUAUUCAUCCGUCACGAAAGCACACUUGUCUAGCAGGAGGUUCUUCAGGUACUGUAUUCGUCUGGGAUCUUCGGUGGCAACAACACCCAAUUCUUCUAUCUGGAGCUGGGAACGAGGGGGAUUCAAUCCAUCCUUUGUCUGAAAGUGAGGUUUGGGAGGUUCAAUAUGAUCUCUACACAAAGUCCAGUAUCUCAUCUUCCAAGGUUUUACCUGCUAUGAUUUGCUCCGAAGAUGGGAUCCUUGCUGUUGUUGAACAAGGUGAACAACCAGCGGAGCUCUUGGCAGAACCAUGUGCUAUCAACAGCUUUGACAUAGACCGGCAUAACCCCUCGGAUGUGAUAUGUAGUUUGGAGUGGGAAUCUGUAGCCAUCUUGAGACGACAAUGAUGUUUCUCUAAGAAACCGGUUGUUAACUCGUAACACCUGAAGAAAAACUUACUCGAGAAUUGUAGAAUUAAUUGGGUGGUUUAAGUGCCAGAGGAUAUGGUUAUGGAGGAAGAUUUGAUGAAAUUAUUAUACUAUUUUCUUCCUCCAUCAUCUGGGUAUUGUGAGACUAACUUGUUUAACUUGGAACAUCUGUAAAAAUCUGAAACAGGUAAUUUAAGAUCACCAGUUUGGUGGAAGAUUGCUCUUUUUGGUCAAUGAAUCUGUAUGUAGUUUACCUCCA